Colletotrichum chrysophilum is the source of this 330-nucleotide messenger RNA. RefSeq lists its product as uncharacterized. The transcript is spliced from 2 exons. The record is from RefSeq and is a predicted model, not a curated record. Gene Ontology annotation, cellular component: preribosome, large subunit precursor; nucleolus. Lineage: Eukaryota; Fungi; Ascomycota; Sordariomycetes; Glomerellales; Glomerellaceae. Gene Ontology annotation, biological process: maturation of 5.8S rRNA; maturation of LSU-rRNA. The coding region runs from base 1 to 330 and encodes 109 amino acids.
AUGCCGAAAAAUGAGUACAUGGAGCGGUGGAGGAAGCUGCAUGGACAGCGACUCGACAUCGAGGAGAGGGAGAGAAAGCGCCUGGCCCGCACUGGCCACAAGCAAUCCUACGAUGCCCAGGAGUUGCGCGGCAUCCGCGCAAAGAUGAUGCAAGAGAAUAGCCGCCAUGAGAAGAUCCAGAUGCGCAAGCCUUUCAAAGGUCUCGAGGAGCAGAAUAUCAAGACCGCCGACGACAGCCUCCCUCCCGACCCGGUCCCGCACUAUCUCCUAGACCAAGACGACCCAAAGUGCCGCAAAAACCCUGUCAUCAUCAAUCAAGCAGAGGCGUAA